UUUAUUGCACAUGUUUGGCACCACUUCCCACACAGUGCAUAUGGCCAUGGCCUUUGACAGAUACGUGGCCAUUUGUCGUCCCCUUUUCUACAGAACAAUAAUGACCAACAGGAUGAUAGUAAAGCUGAUAGUGCUGUCCUAGUUUGAACUGGUUGGGAUUCAACUGGCUCUGACUGUGAGGCUAAAUUGAUGCAGGACGCUCAUCGCCAACCCUCUCUGUGAUAAUUCCUCACUUUUCAAGCUCUUCAGUGAGAGUAUGAUCAUUAAUAAUAUUGAUGGUCUAACGUUCACUGAGCUUCUGUUUGUAAAAUCUAUUGGCUGCAUUGUUCUCAAGUAUGGGAGCAAAUUGUAGAAAUUUUAAUAUGAGUUUCCAAACCAAAGAAAUGGCGAAGAGACAAGCCGUCUUUGUGAAUUUAUUCUUGUAGACUCUGACUUGCAGAUUCCUCCCCCUCUUCCAUUUUCGAGGACUCUACAAGCUGUGAAAUAUAAUAGCAUCCUUUACAAUACCCUCCAAUCAAUAGGACAUCAAUACUGUCCUAUCAAUUGAACAUGUUCCAUAACUGUCGUGUGUAUUCAGGCUAAAUAUCCAGUUAAUUCAACUUUACCAACAUACAUACACACACAGUCGUGUUUUCAUAUCUUGUGGGGACAUUGACUUUCAUUCAUUUUCUGCAUUUUACCCUUUACCCUACCCCUAACCAAUUAUUAUUAUUAUACAAUUAUUUUAUGACUCUGUUUUUAUAAACCUAAUCCCGUUUAUAUCGUGAAACAAAGGAGAUUUCCUGGUAUUGUAUCCAGACAUCCGUCUUGAUCAGUUUCUACUGGCUAAUUCAAAUAUAUGUCUCUCUCCCAGGAAUCCUGUUACCGGAUAUAUAUGAUGACGUCAUAUCUCAUUACCAGACUUCCUCUUUCCAAUCACCGCACGUCCCGCCUACCGCAAAAUGAAGUGACCUGUCAAAAGCCAGAUGGAAAACUACACCUACAACAGUCCCACACUUCAGCUGGAGGGCUUGCAGUUUGCAGAUUACUCAGGCUGUACUGCUUUGGAUGGAGAACCAAACCUCGGUGAUUCCUCUCAACCAGCCGAUUGUGUUUGAACUGCAGGGCUUUGAUGUUCAACCAGGCAACGGACCGUUCAUGUUUCUGUUGGCUUUGCUCGCCUACAUAGCGGCGCUACUGGGGAACGGUGUGGUGAUCUGUGUUAUUAUGACAGACAAGAACCUGCACAGACCCAUGUUUGUUAUGAUCUGUCACCUCAUGGUCUGUGACCUGCUGGGGGCCACAAUGGUGCUUCCUCGCCUCAUGAUGGAUCUGUUGAUGGAGCUGAAGAAGAUCGCCUACAUCCCAGCCAUCGUCCAGGCAUUCUGCGCUCACACAUACGGUGCAGCAAUGUCGACUGUUUUAGCUGCGAUGGCUAAGGACAGGUAUGUGGCAGUGUGUGAGCCUCUCAGGUAUCACUCCAUCAUGACUUCGGCUCGGCUGCACAGCUGCUGCGCUGUGGCCUGGAUCGUUGCUCUGCUGCUCAUCGCUGUGCUCUUCUCCUUCCACAUGAAUGUCCCGCUGUGCGGUCGACUCAUCCAAAAUGUCUACUGCAGCAACCGGGGCAUCCUGAACCUGGCCUGCAUUCCCACUCCUGCCAACAACAUCUAUGGUCUAGCGAUGACCUGGACUUUAAGCACAGGGACCUUCAUCAUCAUCGCCUAUUCCUACAUCAGGAUCCUGACUGUUUCCUUAAAACAAGGCAGAACAAACCGCAGCAUCCGCAGCAAGGCUUUUCAGACCUGUGCUCCACACAUUGUUGUUUACAUUCUCUUUCAAAUCGCUUCACUGAUUGUGAUUUUAAUUCAGAGGUUCCCCUCUCUUUCCCAAAACAUGAAAAAGUUCUUCAGCAUCCUCAUCUUUAUCGUUCCCCCGAUCCUCAACCCCAUCAUCUAUGGACUGGUCAGUAAGGACCUGAGGGUCAGCUUUAUCAAACGUUUCUCAACCAGAGUAAGAAACAAAACUUAGCGCUAACACUGCAGCUGCUGUUCUCACAUUAUCUAACUCCUCUGGUGGAACUUAUGAUUCUUAUAGAUGCUGUAAAAAGUUUAGAUCGCUCAUGAUCUAAGAGGUCGCACAUCAUUUGGUAUCUGUGACUGAUAGAGGUGUGUAUGCAUGUUUUUAUUUAACCAGGAAAAUAACUUAACUGAGAUUAAAACCGUCUUUUCCAAGAGUUACUGGGCCAACACAGCAGCAAAAAGCAGCAAAUCCAAAAUUUAAGACCAAAUACACACAACCAAGAGACUGCGUUUAACCAAACAAAGGUUUAGUACCAGGAGGUGAGGGAUCUGAUGCCUCUGCCCUUCAUAAUGGAUUGAAUUGCCCCAAGGUAAUAAGAGGUGAUAACUUUACAUCCUUCAGUUUACUAUUCCAGGUGGCAGAAAAUGUGAAAGCCUUUUUACCCAACAUGACACAUAAAACCACCAACAAUCCAUGUGCAAAGAACACAACAAGCUGCUUUGUA
Xiphophorus couchianus (Monterrey platyfish) is the source of this 2503-nucleotide messenger RNA. RefSeq names its product olfactory receptor 2K2-like. Gene Ontology annotation, molecular function: olfactory receptor activity; odorant binding; G protein-coupled receptor activity. Gene Ontology annotation, cellular component: membrane. Lineage: Eukaryota; Metazoa; Chordata; Actinopteri; Cyprinodontiformes; Poeciliidae. The transcript is spliced from 5 exons. Gene Ontology annotation, biological process: G protein-coupled receptor signaling pathway; detection of chemical stimulus involved in sensory perception of smell. The coding region runs from base 1048 to 2007 and encodes 319 amino acids. The record is from RefSeq and is a predicted model, not a curated record.